CUGCUCCGUCUCUGUCAGUCUGCACGCGCCUCACCGAGCGGUUCACACCGACGGGACGAUUUUCUAUUAGUCUUCAGUUUUUAUCAGAUAAGAAGAAGAAGAGAGGAUUUUAUUAUUAGUAUUAUUAGUGGUAGCAGUAGGAGUAUUAUCAGUAUUUCUCUUUCUCACUACAUCUCUUAAAUUCUUUACACUUUUUAUUUUUGCCUCUUUACUUAAAACUGAAUGUUAAAAUAUUAAAAUAAAAUAUUAAAAUAAAACUCAUAUUUUGGAUCCAGUUCUGGGAUUUUUGGGGGUCUCAGUUUGACCUCCUCUGUGGUUCGUGAGGCGGUCUGUCUGGGUCCAGGUCUGAUCUGUCCUGAUGGCGGCCAACCGGGUGGGGCGGCGGGUGAAUAAGGUGUGUAGCAGUAAAUCACCGAGCCGUGCCGGCGGCGGGCGGGACCUGGGUCAGAGCCAGCAGCGGCGGCAGGCCCGGAUCACCGUCAAAUACAACAGGAAGGAGCUGCAGAGGAGGCUGGACGUGGAGAAGUGGAUCGACUGUGAGCUGGACCAGCUGUACAGGGGCCGGGAGGACGAGAUGCCGGAGGAGGUGAACAUUGAUGAGCUGCUGGACCUGAAGACAGACGAGGAGAGGACGCGGAGACUGCAGGAGAUUUUUCAGUCCUGCAACAACGCAAAGGUCUUCAUCGGGGACCUGGUGUUAAAACUUCACGGUUUGCAGAAGCAGGAGGAUCUGCACAACGACGGCAUCGACCUCCCUCAGCUCCACAUCUACCCCACCCGUCCCGGAUCAACUGACAGGGAGGCGCUGCUCUGAGACAGCAAGCACACCCAGUCUGACCCAGUCUGAUCCUGAUGAUCCCGACCUGCCACCCCCACGCACCGGUACACCCCACCUACAACCUGGAGGCACCGGACAGGAAAACAACCACACCUAAAGUUUACAACCACUUGAGCUGUCCCGACGUUAUCCAAUCAGACGAGCCGCAGAGCAUCACAUGACCAACUCUUAUCAGCAGGCUGAACUUAUCCAACACAAACACAGAGGCUGUUUGUUCCUGAGUUUACUUUCCUGAGGUGGUCGAUAGGCAUUGUGGGUAAAAAGUUUCAAAUGAUUGAUGAGUUCCUGGUUUGACCAGCUUUGAGAUGAGAGGUUUUACUUUGGUAUUUCAGUCCCUGAGGGGGCGGAGUUACGGCACGCGGCAGCAUGUUCAGAGCUCAAACAGAAACUCAGUUUCCAGGUGUCCAACAGAGUCUCAGGUGGUUCAGCAGAGACGUCCACAGCGAGACUUCCGUUAUCAGAGCGGCUUCAUGAAGACGAACUCUGUUUGAUUUGAUCCUUUUUAAAGAGCCUGAACUCUGAAGAAACUACAUUUCCCUGCAUAUGGUCUGUCCUGGUCCUGCUGUCUGUCCUGGUCCUGCUGUCUGUCCUGGUCUUGUAUUGUUUGUACAUUAUUUAAAA
Molecule: messenger RNA, 1459 nt
Organism: Micropterus dolomieu (smallmouth bass)
Lineage: Eukaryota; Metazoa; Chordata; Actinopteri; Centrarchiformes; Centrarchidae
Product: protein phosphatase 1 regulatory subunit 14A-like
Exons: 4
Coding region: 359-814 (151 amino acids)
Biological process (GO): regulation of phosphorylation
Cellular component (GO): cytoplasm
Molecular function (GO): protein serine/threonine phosphatase inhibitor activity
Source: RefSeq, a predicted model, not a curated record